Molecule: messenger RNA, 481 nt
Organism: Arachis ipaensis
Lineage: Eukaryota; Viridiplantae; Streptophyta; Magnoliopsida; Fabales; Fabaceae
Source: RefSeq, a predicted model, not a curated record
AUAAAACAUUUUAACCUGGACUCUCACACACAUUCAUUCUCAUACCACUCUUGCUCCAUUUUGUGACCAAUUUUCCGAAAGAAAACCGAAUCGGAAAGAACCAUGGGAGGAGGCGGAGCUGCAGAUCACGGCCAUGGAGCUCAUGGAGGAGAUUUCAGGAGCAAAGUAUGGAGCAUGACCGGAGGCCCUUACUGCCGCCCUAAGCACUGGAGGCGCAACACCGCCAUAGCCAUGUUCGGCGUCUUCCUCAUCUGUGUCCCACUCGCUAUGAAAUCCGCGGAGCUCGAGCAACGGCCACAUCAUCCUGUUCGGCCGAUCCCUUCCCAAAUCUGGUGCAAGAACUUUGGAACUAAAGACUAUAAAGACUUUGAAUGAUAAUAUCUGAUCGCUGUCGCGGGUGCUCACAGAUUUGUUUGUUAAAAUGCUGAGCAUAUGAACAACUUUAAAGUGUUGUUAUUACUGUUAAUGUUUAGUAAGCCUU